Molecule: messenger RNA, 3962 nt
Organism: Capra hircus (goat)
Lineage: Eukaryota; Metazoa; Chordata; Mammalia; Artiodactyla; Bovidae
Gene: MCTP1
Product: multiple C2 and transmembrane domain containing 1
Exons: 23
Coding region: 88-3168 (1026 amino acids)
Biological process (GO): regulation of neurotransmitter secretion
Cellular component (GO): synaptic vesicle membrane
Molecular function (GO): calcium ion binding
Source: RefSeq, a predicted model, not a curated record
CGCCGCGGGGCUCCGGGAGGAGGCGCAGCCCGAGAGGGCGGAGAAGGAGGAGGAGGAGGAGGGGAGAGGAGGAGCGCGGGGUGGAGGAUGGAGCCCCGGGCAGCCGCGGCGGGCUCGCCCGAGCCGGCGGCGGCGGCGUCCUCGUUUCAGGCCCGGCUCUGGAAGAACCUGCAGCUGGGGGUGGGCAAGAGCAAGGGCGGCGGGGCCGCGCGCGCGGGGGGCCCUGAGCACCGCACUGCGGACACCCCGUCGCCCUCCCCGCCGCCCCCCGGGGGCCGGCGGGAUGCCCCGGCCAGCUUGGGUGGCGGGGGCAGCCGGUGGAGCGGCUUCAAGAAACGGAAGCAAGUGCUGGACCGCGUCUUCUCCUCCUCGCAGCCCAACCUGUGCUGCUCGUCGCCGGAGCCUCUGGAGCCCGGUGGCACUGGCCGGGCCGAGCCUGGGUCCACGCUGCGCCGCCGGAUCCGCGGGCAUCUGCUUCCCGUGGGGAAGGGGCCGGGGGCCGCCGCCGCCGCUGGAGCGACUCCUCCCGGCGGACGCUCCCCAGACUCGGCUCCCUCUUCGUCCUCCGCCUCAUCCUCGCUGUCCUCCUCGCCCCAGCCGCCCCCGAGGGGGGACCGCGCCCGGGAUGAGAGCGCGCGGCGUCGGGGCACCGCGGCGCACUUGUGCCAUCAGAAGAGUUCCUCGCUGCCGGGCACCGCCUGCUUGGAGCAGCUGCUCGAGCCGCCGCCGCUGCCGCCUCGCGCUGAGCCAGCCCAGAGCCCGGCGGAGCCGCGGACCCCGGAGAAGGGCCCGGAGCGCGGCAGCAGCGGGAAAAUAAAUACUGCUGGCACCAGUAAUGCAGAUGUCCCUUUGGCUGAGCCCGGAAUGUACCAAUUGGACAUCACAUUAAGAAGGGGUCAAAGUUUAGCUGCCCGAGAUCGAGGAGGGACAAGUGAUCCAUACGUGAAGUUUAAAAUUGGAAGAAAAGAAGUUUUUAGAAGUAAAAUAAUACACAAGAACCUCAAUCCUGUGUGGGAGGAGAAAGCUUGCCUUCUUGUUGAUCAUCUUAGGGAACCAUUAUAUAUAAAGGUGUUUGACUAUGACUUUGGACUGCAGGAUGACUUUAUGGGCUCAGCCUUUCUGGAUCUCACACAAUUGGAGUUAAACAGGCCCACGGAUGUGACCUUAACACUGAAAGAUCCCCAUUAUCCUGACCAUGAUCUUGGAAUCAUUUUGCUCUCAGUCGUCCUUACCCCUAAAGAAGGAGAACACGUGACAAUGCUAAUGAGGAAGAGUUGGAAAAGAUCAAGUAAGGAACUCUCAGAAAACGAAGUGCUUGGAUCUUAUUUCUCUGUGAAGUCUUUCUUUUGGAGGACAUGCGGCAGGCCUGCUCUUCCUGUCCUGGGCUUCUGCAAAGCAGAGCUUCAGAGAGCUCAUUACCAAAAUGCACAAUUUCAGACUCAAAGUUUACGUCUGUCAGACGUACACAGAAAAUCACACCUGUGGAGAGGAAUCGUCAGCAUCACAUUGAUUGAAGGGCGAGACCUCAAGGCGAUGGAUUCAAACGGGUUGAGUGACCCCUAUGUGAAGUUCCGACUUGGGCAUCAAAAGUACAAGAGCAAGAUUAUGCCCAAAACACUGAAUCCUCAGUGGAGGGAACAAUUUGAUUUUCAUCUCUAUGAAGAAAGAGGAGGGAUCAUUGAUAUCACUGCCUGGGACAAAGAUGCUGGGAAAAGGGACGACUUUAUUGGCAGGUGCCAGAUUGACCUGUCGGCUCUCAGUAGGGAGCAGACACACAAGCUGGAGUUGCAGCUGGAAGAAGGGGAGGGGCACCUGGUAUUGCUGGUCACCCUGACAGCUUCGGCCACUGUCAGCAUCUCUGACCUCUCCGUCAACUCCCUGGAGGACCAGAAAGAACGCGAGGAAAUACUGAAGCGAUAUAGCCCAUUGAGGAUAUUUCACAACCUGAAAGAUGUGGGCUUCCUCCAAGUGAAAGUGAUCAGAGCAGAAGGGUUAAUGGCUGCUGACGUCACAGGUAAAAGUGACCCGUUUUGUGUGGUUGAGCUGAACAAUGAUAGGCUGCUAACACAUACUGUCUACAAAAAUCUGAACCCUGAGUGGAACAAAGUCUUCACAUUCAACAUUAAAGAUAUCCAUUCAGUUCUUGAAGUGACAGUUUAUGAUGAAGAUCGGGAUCGAAGUGCUGACUUUCUGGGCAAAGUUGCUAUACCCUUGCUGUCCUUUCAGCAGCUGGGGGUCAAAGGUCACCGAGGGAGUGUAUUCAGUGGAGACCGCGAGACAGACGGCUGUCAUGUCCUUUUCCCGCAGAUUCAAAAUGGUGAACAGAAAGCCUACGUCUUGAAAAACAAGCAGCUGACAGGGCCAACAAAGGGGGUCAUCUAUCUUGAAAUAGAUGUGAUUUUUAAUGCUGUGAAAGCCAGCUUACGAACAUUAAUACCCAAAGAACAGAAGUACAUUGAAGAGGAAAACAGACUCUCUAAACAGCUGCUGCUAAGGAACUUUAUCAGAACGAAGCGUUGUGUCAUGGUGCUCAUAAAUGCUGCAUACUAUGUUAAUAGUUGCUUUGACUGGGAUUCACCCCCAAGGAGCCUCGCUGCUUUUGUGCUCUUUCUCUUUGUCGUCUGGAACUUUGAGCUCUACAUGAUACCACUGGUUUUGUUGUUACUGCUGACAUGGAACUACUUCUUGAUAAUAUCAGGGAAAGAUAACAGGCAACGCGAUACAGUAGUGGAGGACAUGUUGGAGGACGAGGAAGAAGAUGAUGACAAAGAUGACAAGGACAGUGAAAAAAAGGGAUUUAUAAAUAAAAUUUAUGCCAUCCAGGAGGUAUGUAUCAGUGUCCAGAACAUCCUAGAUGAAGUGGCUUCCUUUGGCGAAAGGAUAAAGAAUACUUUCAACUGGACCGUCCCAUUCUUAAGCUGGCUAGCCAUUGUAGCCCUCUGUGCGUUCACAGUCAUCCUGUACUUCAUUCCGCUGAGAUACAUUGUCCUUGUCUGGGGAAUCAAUAAAUUUACAAAAAAGCUUCGGAAUCCGUAUGCAAUUGAUAACAAUGAACUACUCGAUUUCCUUUCCAGAGUCCCUUCAGAUGUGCAAGUGGUGCAAUACCAAGAACUGAAACCAGAUCCUUCUCAUAGCCCAUGUAAAAGGAAGAAAAACAAUCUUGGCUAGCCAGCUCCCAGCACUGGGGAGACCAGCAUCUGUGUGGGAGGAUAAAAGAAAAAGACUUCAGCCUCAGCAGCACUUCCUUUCUUUCUGUUUUUUAUUUAUUUUGCCUUUUUAUCAUGAUUGAGAGAAUUUGUAAAUAGUGUACAAAGGCGUAUGUCUUUGAAAAUAUACUUCCAUUGUACAGAAACAAUUUGAUAAAGGUUUAGCUAUUGCUGCCUGAAAGCCUUGCUAGCUGUGGAUAAUAAUAUAACACUGGAACAACAAAUGUAAGAAUGGUUAACAUUGGGAGAUACAUACUUCUCUAAUUACAAGUGGAAAAACUAGAAUAUUAGAUUAAAUGCUCAGCUGUGCUCUUAUUAAAUCUACAUAAAAUGUAAAUGUCAAUUUGAAUUUAAAGUUUUUUUUUUAAUGUGACUAUUUUUUACCUGAAAAAUAAUCCAUUACAGUUUUCUAUGUUUUAUACAUUUCAAAAGGGAGGGAGGGAAUCCCAGAACUUAAAUAAUGGAACAGAUGCAUUUCAACUUACAUAGGUUCAGAUCCUGAUAUUCAUUCCUGUGCACAUUAUUUAGCUAUGACUAGGCUGAUUUUAAGCUAAUGAAUGAAAGUAUAGUCACCUCAACAAGAGAAUUUUCCAUACGCUGAUAUCCUACAAAGAAAAUUUCCAAAUCUUCUAUCAUUCCAUCUAAAACUGUAAAAUGUCUACAAGACGAUACAAAAAAUACUGCCAUGUUUAUAAAUGAUUGCCUAUAAGGAUUUUUAUACCAACCACUAUUAAUUUGUACCAAGUCACAAAUUAG